Parnassius mnemosyne (clouded apollo) is the source of this 504-nucleotide messenger RNA. Lineage: Eukaryota; Metazoa; Arthropoda; Insecta; Lepidoptera; Papilionidae. The record is from the annotation of a GenBank genome assembly.
AUGUUGUGCACUAAACAUUUUAAGAAAUCAUCAUUCAUUGAUAAUUUUGUAAAGAGGCUAGUCAAAUCUGCAGUACCUGAUGAGGAAUGUGAUAAGAUCACAUUAGCUGACCUUAAUUUGGAACAAAGAAAUGUCAUUCAACAUAUUGCAGGUCCAUCAACUAAUAAACAACCACUGUCUGAAAAUAUUCAGAAGACUAUAACUGUUCCAAAUGUAUUUGAGCCUGUUGCGGGUCCGUCAAAAUUUAUACAACCCUUGUGUGAGAAUGUGAAUUAUAAGACCAUUCCUGACAAAACUAGUGCUAUUCCUCAAGUAACUGAGAAUAUCAACCCUGUUGCUGCUGCAAAUCCAUCCACGAAAAACAAAAAGGAUAAAAAAGAUAUGUUGAUAAAAAUGAAAUAUCAUCUGAGAAAAAUUAACAGGCUUCAUAAAACUGUAAAGCAUCUAAAGAAUGAAGCAUUUCUCAAAGUAUUGAGCAAAAAUGAUUCAGUAAAUGAAAUAUAA